This is a messenger RNA of Drosophila mauritiana, 3032 nucleotides long. RefSeq names its product ionotropic receptor 25a (gene Ir25a). The record is from RefSeq and is a predicted model, not a curated record. The coding region runs from base 99 to 2903 and encodes 934 amino acids. Gene Ontology annotation, cellular component: postsynaptic membrane; plasma membrane. The transcript has 9 exons. Gene Ontology annotation, biological process: synaptic transmission, glutamatergic; modulation of chemical synaptic transmission; monoatomic ion transport. Gene Ontology annotation, molecular function: glutamate-gated receptor activity; transmitter-gated monoatomic ion channel activity involved in regulation of postsynaptic membrane potential. NCBI's taxonomy places the organism in Eukaryota, Metazoa, Arthropoda, Insecta, Diptera, Drosophilidae.
ACUUAGUACCACAUAAUAACUCCCCCCAAACUGAAUCCUCCUUCCCUAACCGCCACCAAUUAACGCUUGAGUUCCAACACGAACAAUCGAACCAGGAUAUGGGUUCACGCUUGGAUUGGGGUGUUGCUGAUGUGGCGUUGUGGGCGAUUGCCGACCAAAUUGAUUAUCACCAAGUAUUCAUCAACGAGGUGGACAAUGAACCGGCGGCCAAGGCUGUGGAUGUGGUGCUCACCUACCUGAAGAAGAACAUCCGAUAUGGACUAUCGGUGCAGCUGGAUUCGAUAGAGGCGAACAAGUCGGAUGCCAAGGUGCUGCUGGAAGCUAUUUGCAAUAAGUACGCAACAAGUAUUGAGAAGAAGCAGACGCCUCACCUGAUCCUGGACACCACCAAAUCGGGCAUAGCCUCGGAAACGGUGAAGAGCUUCACCCAGGCCCUGGGUCUGCCCACCAUUAGUGCCUCCUAUGGUCAGCAGGGAGACUUGAGGCAGUGGCGCGACUUGGAUGAGGCGAAGCAGAAGUAUUUGCUGCAGGUGAUGCCGCCGGCGGAUAUUAUUCCCGAGGCCAUUCGAAGUAUAGUGAUUCACAUGAACAUCACGAAUGCUGCCAUUCUGUACGAUGAUUCCUUCGUCAUGGACCACAAGUACAAGUCCCUGCUGCAGAACAUCCAAACCCGUCAUGUGAUCACCGCCAUAGCCAAGGAUGGCAAGAGGGAGCGCGAGGAGCAGAUCGAAAAGCUGAGGAACUUGGACAUCAACAACUUCUUCAUUCUGGGCACCCUGCAAUCGAUCCGCAUGGUUUUGGAGUCGGUGAAGCCAGCUUAUUUCGAGCGCAACUUCGCCUGGCACGCCAUCACCCAGAACGAAGGAGAGAUCAGCAGUCAGCGGGACAAUGCGACCAUUAUGUUCAUGAAACCCAUGGCGUAUACGCAAUAUCGAGAUCGUUUGGGAUUGCUGCGAACCACUUACAAUCUGAACGAGGAACCGCAGUUGUCAUCGGCGUUUUACUUCGAUUUGGCACUUAGGAGUUUCCUGACCAUCAAGGAAAUGUUACAAUCGGGCGCCUGGCCAAAGGACAUGGAGUAUCUGAACUGUGACGACUUUCAAGGUGGCAACACACCCCAAAGGAACUUGGAUCUUCGGGAUUACUUCACCAAGAUUACCGAACCGACUUCGUAUGGAACCUUCGAUCUCGUCACGCAACCCACUCAGCCAUUCAAUGGCCAUAGCUUUAUGAAAUUCGAAAUGGAUAUAAACGUGCUGCAGAUUCGUGGUGGCAGUUCCGUGAACAGCAAGUCCAUCGGCAAAUGGAUAUCGGGUCUGAACUCGGAGCUCAUCGUCAAGGACGAGGAGCAGAUGAAGAAUCUCACUGCGGAUACGGUUUAUCGAAUCUUUACUGUUGUGCAAGCUCCUUUCAUAAUGCGCGAUGAAACGGCUCCGAAAGGAUACAAAGGAUACUGCAUUGAUCUGAUCAACGAGAUAGCCACGAUUGUCCACUUCGAUUACACCAUCCAGGAGGUGGAGGACGGCAAGUUUGGCAACAUGGACGAGAAUGGCCAAUGGAAUGGCAUUGUCAAGAAGCUGAUGGACAAACAGGCGGACAUUGGUCUUGGCAGCAUGUCGGUGAUGGCCGAACGGGAGAUAGUCAUUGACUUUACGGUUCCGUACUACGAUCUGGUCGGGAUUACGAUCAUGAUGCAGCGACCCAGUUCGCCCAGCUCGCUGUUCAAGUUCCUCACCGUGCUGGAAACGAACGUGUGGCUUUGCAUCCUGGCUGCCUACUUCUUUACCAGCUUUCUCAUGUGGAUCUUCGAUCGCUGGAGUCCCUAUAGCUAUCAGAACAAUCGGGAGAAGUACAAGGACGACGAGGAGAAGCGAGAGUUCAAUCUGAAGGAGUGCCUCUGGUUCUGCAUGACUUCAUUGACGCCUCAAGGCGGUGGCGAGGCUCCAAAGAAUCUGUCUGGGCGUUUAGUGGCCGCCACCUGGUGGCUAUUCGGUUUUAUCAUAAUUGCCUCGUACACUGCCAAUUUGGCUGCCUUCUUGACCGUAUCACGUUUGGAUACGCCCGUUGAAAGCUUGGAUGACCUGGCGAAGCAGUACAAGAUCCUGUACGCUCCAUUGAAUGGCUCAUCUGCCAUGACAUAUUUCGAGCGUAUGUCCAACAUAGAGCAGAUGUUUUACGAGAUUUGGAAGGAUCUGUCGCUGAACGACUCCCUGACCGCCGUGGAGCGCUCCAAGCUGGCUGUUUGGGAUUAUCCAGUGAGCGACAAGUACACCAAGAUGUGGCAGGCCAUGCAGGAGGCGAAGCUACCGGCCACCCUCGACGAAGCGGUCGCCCGGGUUAGGAAUUCGACAGCGGCCACGGGAUUUGCAUUCCUGGGCGAUGCCACCGAUAUACGCUACCUGCAGUUGACCAACUGCGAUCUGCAGGUGGUGGGCGAGGAGUUCUCCCGGAAACCCUAUGCCAUAGCCGUUCAACAGGGCUCGCAUCUCAAGGAUCAGUUCAAUAAUGCAAUCCUGACCCUGCUCAACAAACGACAGCUGGAGAAGCUUAAGGAGAAAUGGUGGAAGAACGACGAAGCUCUGGCCAAGUGCGACAAGCCGGAAGAUCAAUCGGAUGGCAUCUCGAUUCAGAACAUUGGCGGCGUCUUCAUCGUCAUAUUUGUGGGCAUUGGAAUGGCCUGCAUCACGCUGGUCUUUGAGUACUGGUGGUACAGGUACCGCAAGAAUCCGCGGAUCAUCGAUGUGGCCGAGGCCAAUGCGGAGCGAUCCAAUGCUGCGGACCAUCCCGGUAAGCUGGUCGACGGUGUGAUCCUGGGCAACUCGGGCGAGAAGUUCGAGAAGUCAAAAGCUGCACUGCGUCCGCGCUUCAAUCAGUAUCCGGCCACGUUUAAGCCACGCUUCUAGAAUUACUCGUAUACCAUUGAAUUGAAUAUUAUGGUAAAAUGAGCACUCGGAUGUCUACGUCUAGUUUUAAAGGAAUCAGUCACUUUGUGCACUUUUAUUGCGAUCUUAAUAAAUGUUUUAACAAGAUGA